AUGAAAAACCUCCCUUCUUACCACCUGCUUCCCAGAGAGGACCAGUUCCUGCUGCUGGAGGGUUGCUGGGUCCCGCUUUUCCUGCUGGGGCUGGUGCAGGAGGUGGUGACCUUCGAGGUGAUGGAGGUGCCAGCCCCCAGCAUGCUCAAGAAGAUCCUGCUGGAUGGGCAGAGCAAGGGGCAGGAGCCCGGGAGGACACAGCCCCCGCUGGCUGCCGUGCAGAGGCUGCAGUGCUGCCUCAACACCUUCUGGAGCCUGGACCUGAGCCCCAAGGAAUAUGCCUACCUGAAGGGAGCCAUCCUCUUCAACCCCGACGUUCCCGGGCUGAGAGCUUCCCUCUACAUCCAGAGCCUGCAGCAGGAAGCCCAACGAGCUCUCCGGGAGGUCCUACAGCCCCUUCACCCCGAGGACCAGGGUCGUUUUGCCCGAAUUUUACUGAUCUCUUCCACCCUGAAGUCCAUCCCUGCCCCCCUGAUCACGGAUCUCUUCUUCCGCCCGGUCAUCGGCAACGCCGACAUCCUGGAGCUGAUGGCAGAGAUGCUGUAUGAGAUGAGUGGAGAAGCAGUGGCAGGAGCAGACUUCAGGCAUCUGCCCGAGUUCAACCCCCCUUCCUUCAUGCCAUAUGGGAAUGUUGGCACCCCCCUGAAGGUUUUCCUGGAGCUGAUCAGGGCCUGCAGGCUGCCCCCCCGGGUCAUCAAGAAAUUGCAGCUGGAUUUUCCAAAGACUGGCUCAUCCCGCAGGUACGGGAACGUGCCCUUUGAAUACCAGGACUCUGAGACAGUUAGAGAAGAAGAAAGAGUUUACACAGCUACAGGGGAUGAGAUCACAGAGGGAGAGGAACCUGUGGCAGGAUCAGCAGUGACUCACCCAGCCAGUGCUGAUGAAGAUGAGGAAGAGCAGGAAAAGGAGGAAGAGGAGUCACACUCGGAGGACGACAAUGACACCUGUGAGGAGUGGGAGCGCCACGAGGCUCUGCACGAGGACGUGACCAAGCAGGAGAGGGUGGAGGAACGUCUGUUUGAGGAGGAGAUUGAGCUCAAGUGGGAGAAGGGAGGAUCUGGCCUUGUCUUCUACACAGAUGCCCAGUACUGGCAGGAGGAGAAUGGAGACUUUGAUGAGCAGACAGCAGAUGACUGGGAUGUGGACAUGAGCAUCUACUAUGACAAAGAUGGAGGUGAUAAGGAUGCUCGGGAUUCAGUCCAGAUGUGGCUGGAACGGAGGCUCCGGGAUGGGCUGGAGGAGGGAUCGGCCCGGGGGCCGCAGGUCGGGAGCUUUGAGAGACACACCAAGGGCUUUGGCAGGAAGGUACUGGAGCAGCAGGGCUGGAUGGAGGGGCUGGGACUGGGGAGCAGCAACUCUGGAAUGACUGAAGCUCUGGACAACGAGGGGCAAAACCCCAGAUGCAAGAGGGGCCUGGGGUACCAUGGGGAGAAACUCCCAACUUUCAGCAAGGUGAAGAAGCCCCGUCGGGAUGGUCCCAUCAUCAUCUCCACCAUCUAUGAUGACCCUGACCCCAAGGACAGUGGUGACCAGCUGCUCAGGCGCCAGCCCCCCACGGCCAUCAAGCACAGGCAGGACGUGGCCUUUGUCCGAGCCUCCCGGGGAACUCUGCAGAGCUCCAGUGCCCUGUCACACUGA
Chaetura pelagica (chimney swift) is the source of this 1638-nucleotide messenger RNA. RefSeq names its product G patch domain-containing protein 3-like. Bases 1 to 1638 code for a protein of 545 amino acids. The record is from RefSeq and is a predicted model, not a curated record. NCBI's taxonomy places the organism in Eukaryota, Metazoa, Chordata, Aves, Apodiformes, Apodidae. The transcript has 8 exons. Gene Ontology annotation, molecular function: nucleic acid binding. Gene Ontology annotation, biological process: negative regulation of type I interferon production; positive regulation of DNA-templated transcription; negative regulation of RIG-I signaling pathway.